This is a messenger RNA of Vespa mandarinia (Asian giant hornet), 5322 nucleotides long. RefSeq names its product RhoGAP_ARAP and RA_ARAPs domain-containing protein RhoGAP15B (gene RhoGAP15B). The record is from RefSeq and is a predicted model, not a curated record. Gene Ontology annotation, biological process: signal transduction; positive regulation of GTPase activity. NCBI's taxonomy places the organism in Eukaryota, Metazoa, Arthropoda, Insecta, Hymenoptera, Vespidae. Gene Ontology annotation, molecular function: GTPase activator activity; phosphatidylinositol-3,4,5-trisphosphate binding. Gene Ontology annotation, cellular component: cytoplasm.
UCUAUCGAACUAUCGAUCGAUCUAUCUAUCUAUCGAUCGAUCGAUCUAUCGAGCGCCAUAUUGCUUCUUUCUCUACGUUCAUUCGUCGAACGUAUCGUAAUAAUUGCGUAGUAGUAUCAUUUCGAACGUGUCUUUUUCCAUUUCUAUUUUUAUUUAUUCUUUUAUACAGUUCAUCGAAGUAUGAAAGAGAAGGGGAGAGAGAGAGAGAGAAGGAUGAUCGAUAGAUCAAACGGAUCGAUAUUAAAUGAAAUAUUUCUUUAUGUUCGGUGAUAACUGAGAGGAUAUAAAAAUAAUAAAUUAUAUCAUUGAGAAGCCUCAUCAAAAAGACUUUUUCUAUGCAAUUUCCAAUGAUAUAUCCAACGGUAUCUCUACUUUCCUCUCCUCUCCUCUCUGUUCUUUCUUCCGGUCAGAAAAAAGGAAAAAAAAAAAAAAAAAAAAAGAUUAUUUUGUGAUUCAACGAAACGAAUGAAUCGUCGCGGAAGAACACAUUAGAAAAAUGUUAGACCUUGAACCGGUGUGAUCACCGAAGCAUUAAGAAAUUUAUUGACGAGUGUCGGAUAUGAUUCAUCUAAAAUGAUAUUUCACCAUAAAACGCAAUUAAAUCAAUUUAACCAUAGGCGAGAUAUUUAACAAAAGGAGCCGAGAAUUUGUCUGAUUGUUUCUCCCUUUUUUUUUUCUUUUUUUUUUUUUCCUGUUUUUUUUUCUCUCUCUCUCUCUCUCUUUCCUUUUCCUUCUCUUCUUCCUCCACAACAAUGAAAAAUAAUUUGGAUCGAAAUAUACAAUCGAGAAUUCGUAAUAGAAAAAUGUAUAAUACAUGUACAAUUACAUCUGUAAUCUAUCUCUAUGUAUCUCUCUCUCUCUUCUGAGUGAAUUUGAUAGACAUGCUUCAAACUGGAAAUGUUUGCCUAUCCUAUCAUAAAACUGAUAGUAAUAGUAGUGACCUAUAACGUUUCACGUAUCAGAGAAUAUCGAAGAGAUUUUUUUCCCCGCGAGAAUUUAUUUAUUUUCCACCUUAUUAAUCCGCGAUCAAUUUAUUGACUCAUGAGAAAAAGGGAGAAAGAAAGGUAGGAAGGAGAGAAAAGGGGUGUACGAACGACCCUUCUUUCUUUAUAUACAAAUUUGUCAAUUACGUUGAUUCAAUGACCUUCCAUUCUUCGAACCCUCCACCAAUUGCUCCUUUUUAUUAGCCUGAGACUAAUCUGGUUGUGUCAAACGUGAGAAUAAUAAUGAUAAAAGGUGUGAUAAGCAAAAAAGUAGAACUAAUACAGAUGUAAGAGACGGAGAGUGUUCUCUUCUUCUUCUUCCUUUUUUCUUUUUUUUUUUUUUUCGUGACUGGGGAGUAAUAUAUCCUAUCGAGAAGGAAAGAAAGAAAGAAAGAACAUUAAUGAAAGAUAAAGAUGGAGACAAAACCGAUACCAAAGCCGAGGUCAAUUAUAAUGGCCGAACAUCCAGUACCGGCUCCAAGGAAAGUACCACCGGUACCUGUUGUUUUAUCAUCACCAUCACCGGCAUCAUCGUCAUCAUCGUCAUCGCCGGCACGUAGUAAAAGUCCGAGCGAAUCGAGCCAAUCGAGUCAGAAAAGUGAUGAGAUUGUUAAAUCUAAUAAUAACGAGGGAAGAAAUUCGAAUGAAUUUUUUCGACAAUUGAGUACCAGUUCACGUCAAUUGAAGGAUGAAAUAUCUGAGAAGAUGACGUUAAAGGGACGCGCCGUUAUAUCGAGUACGAGGAACGUCAGUAUACGCCUUGAAAAAUCUAUGAAGAAUCUUUUGACACGGAGAUUAUUGACGUCCCUUAAUCAGGAGGAUAUCAUGCAUGAUUCUAAUGUUAUGAGGAAUACGAAAAAAAUUGGGGACGAUAAUAAUGCCAUUGAUGACGAAAGAUGCGUAUCAAUGCCAGCUGAUGAUAUAUUUAGCAGUAUUACCUUUCACAGUCCGUUCAGUGGUAAUCUUAAAAGUAUCAGAAACGAGGAAGAUCUUUCCGGGCUACGAUACAGUCCACCACCACCGGUAUAUCCGCCACCCCCGCUUCCUGUAGAAUCAUCUAUCAACGACGAAUUAAAUUCAUUUACAUCGAGCAGUAGCAGCCAUUAUGAUACUCUUAGUUCUACCAUCUCCGAACAAGUACAAAGAGAUUUUCCAGAUUCGAAUUUCAAUCUCUUCAAUUUUAUUCAACGUCAGGGUAGCGAUUCCGAUCAAAGUUUAAAUUUAUCCGACAUAAACGUGAGCUUAACCGGCGACAGCAAGUCCGACAUCGACAGGAGAUUGUCGAGAUCAGAUUCUUGGACAUUUUAUGACACAACGCCGCCGUCAAACAAAUCCGAAGUUAUUAAUGAACUCGAUAGGAUAUCCAGUACCGAGGAGGAAACUUUAGAACAGGCAGUGAAUGUGAAUUUUACAACAUUUAACGCCAGUUUAAUAUCCUUAGAAAAUUCUAUUUAUGAUAAUAAUAUUACAUCGAAGAGUAAUAAAGAUGAGAAAUUAUUUGAAUCGAUGUUAUCCAAUGUAAAACAAGGAAGUAGCAGUGGUAGUAAUAAAUCUUUACUAUUCGAAUUCGAUCCAUUCGCAAAGACAACCGAGGAAAACAUUUAUAAUAAUUACGAGAGCAACGAUUUGAUGUUGUUGGAAGCAUUAUUAUUGACUAAUGACUCCUCGAGUAAUCCUGGAAGUACCGUAGAUCUUCACGAAGAUAACGAGAACGAGGAACCAACGGAAUUGGAAGAGAAAAGGCUCGAGGACUCUUUGAUACCACCAGAACCACCUAAGAGAUUCGAUUCUUUACCUAAGAACGAAUACGACGAGGUUGAAAUUGGUAAGAAUCCAGCACUUUUACCAAAAUUGGUUCAAAUGACAAGAAAAAAGCAACCAGCUGUACCACCUAGAAAAACAACUGUCAAAGUAAUUCCUGAUGUAUCAUCAAUGACCAUAGAAUCUAAAAUGGCUACUACUACGGGGAAAAUUGACGAUGCCACGUCGAAUUCUCUUGUUAAAACGACUUACGACGAUACGAGGAAAGUCAGUGUAAUUCAAAAAUUAAAGAAGUUAAGUCAAGAUUCAACGGCCAACGUGAUCAAACCGAACGUCAUAAGUUUUGUUAGAAGUGGUAGUAAAUUGUUGUCGAGAAAUCGUGAUCACGAGGGAUCUGCCGAUCAUAAUUCGAAGCAAAUUAAAAUGGAUAGACCUAAGUGUAAUAUUUCUCAAUGUAAUUCGACUCAUAGAGGUAUUGUUUAUAAAACUGGUGUUGGUAUUGAAAGAGCUAAAGAUUUAAUUCAAAGGGCUGCCGUUUUGACUGGUCCAAAAUUAUCUUUUUAUAAUGACAAAAGUAUGUCAACCCUGAAGGAAACUAUUAAUCUUGAAAAUGUCUAUAGCAUUCAUCUCUUGCAAGAUAUUAAAGUAGUAGACGGUGAAACGGUACAUUGCAUAGCGAUUAGCAGUGAAUCUAAACCCCAUGUAUAUAUAUUCUAUGCAAAGGGUAUCGCGGAGAGAAGAAGUUGGGCUCAAAAAAUUUUAGAAGCAAUGACAUCGGUUUUCCCUAUAAAAUACACAUCCGAUCUUACUAGAGCCGGUUGGGUUUACUUAAAGGAGGGUAUAACGGGUACAUGGUUCUCAGCUUGGGUUCUUCUUCAAAAAAGAACAUUGGUUUAUACGAAUUCAUUGGAGCCUCCGAUAUUGGAAUAUUUAGAUUUACGAAAGGCACGUUAUAUAGUAUUGAGAGAACAAGAAGGACCAAAUUCGGAUAAUGAAAAUGUACCUGUAGUAGUAGUUGACGCUGGUGAUUCCGGUGCAUUGCAUAUAGCAGCACCUGGUUCAAAAGAAGCUUCAGCUUGGAGACAUGCCUUGUAUCAAGCCGCUACCAACUGUGGUCCGGCAUUACAGCAACAACAAAUAACGCAUGACAAUGUCCCUGUUAUUCUCGACAAAUGCAUCAAUUUUAUCUCCACGCAUGGUAUAAUGUCGGAAGGAAUUUAUCGUCGCAGUGGAUCUAGUAGUGCCGUUAUUAAAUUAUUGGAAGCCUUUAGAAGAGACGCAUGGGCGAUACAAAUUACUCGAGGAUCUUACACAGAACACGACGUUGCUACGGUUCUUCGAAGAUUUCUUCGGGAUUUACCAGAAUCUUUAUUCCCCCCCAGUAUACAUAAUCUGCUUUGUCGAUGCUCAGAACUUAGCAAUGAAAGUGAAAGAAUACAGAUUUAUAGAAAUUUAUUGACGACAUUGAAUCCUAUAACAUCAGCAACUAUACGUCGAAUACUUGCUCAUUUACAUUAUCUUAGUCAACAAAGUUCAAGAAACUUGAUGACUGUUGAGAAUCUCUCAGCAGUUUGGGGACCUACAUUAAUGCACGCAGGAGAGAAUAGUGCUGAGGAUUGGAACAGGGAGGAGACAAAAGUGAUUGGCGAUUUGAUACACUUAUUUCCAAAAUUAUAUCAAUUGUCUCACGCGGAUCUCGCUAAGGAAGCUAAAAUUUUAGAAGUUCUUGAAAAACAUCAUGUUUCUAAUAAUGGAUUGCGCGGUGCGCCGUCGGGCGAUUUAAAAAUUUGGAUAUAUUUACUUUCGAAAGAAGGAGAAUGCAUUAACGUAUCGAUCGGAGCGCAAAAGACGGCAUUCGAUGUAUGUCGUGAAUUGUCAGAAAAAGUUAAUCUACUUGCUCAUGAAUUGUGUUUAGAAGAAUAUGCACUUUCGGGUGCAUUGAAGAGACCACUUCAUCAUAAUGAACGUGUAUUAGAAACAGUUGCUAGAUGGGGUUAUUGGGAUCCAGAUGAUAGGAAGGAUAAUAUCUUAAUAUUGAAGAAGGAUAGAUUGUACAGAGAUAUUGUACCAUUGAUCAAACCACCCAUGACGAUAUCGGGCGAAUUGAAAUAUGCAGACGUAAAGUCGAAAAAUUUUAAGAAUUAUCUUUUCGAAUUUAGUCAGGCUAAGUUGUAUUGUUACAAAGAUAAAGUUUGUUCUACCAAAUUGCACGAAUGGAAAAUUGAAGAUAUUAUUUGGUAUAUAGGUCAUGAGACCAAACGCAAUCCACAAAUGGGCUGGACUAUUACGUUUAUAUUAAGAAAUAAAAAACCAACAAGAUGCAAGGAAAAUCCUUUCUUUGGUAAUAUUUUAGCUGGUACAUAUAAGAAUGAACAAUACAAAUGGUUAGCUGCUAUGCUUUUUGGAGAAUUUCAAACCAACCUACGUCCAUCUGCUAUAAAUUUAAUGGACAUAUAACUAAAUGUAAAUGAAUAUUUUUGUAAAUUACAGGGUUUUUAUAGAAUAUAGAAUACCUACUGCCACUUAAAUUGUUUUAACGAGAGCUUAGACUUUUAUAAUAAAGAUUAUAUUAUAAAUA